This is a messenger RNA of Vigna angularis (adzuki bean), 682 nucleotides long. RefSeq lists its product as uncharacterized. Gene Ontology annotation, cellular component: cytochrome b6f complex. The transcript has a single exon. Lineage: Eukaryota; Viridiplantae; Streptophyta; Magnoliopsida; Fabales; Fabaceae. The coding region runs from base 116 to 505 and encodes 129 amino acids. The record is from RefSeq and is a predicted model, not a curated record.
UUGAUCUUCCUAGUUCAAAACAACCCUUCCUAUCCACAGCUGAAGUGAGUGAUACGCGAGCCAUUUGCAGCUUUGCUUGAUAAAAUAUUAUUUGGUGGGUAGCAGUGAGGAUCAAAUGGCAAUGGCAACAGCUGUCGUAUGUCCUCAGAACAUCACCGGCGGAGCCGUCGUCAGCUCACCUGCCAAGACCAAGAAGAGAAUGAACAGAGUGGUACACAUAAGAGGCCUUAAUUCAUUUGGGGGACUCAAGGCUAGCAAUGAUGUUGUGGCCUUGGGGCUUCCCUUGAGCACUGAGAAGGGUUUCGCCAAGAUUAUGAGCUCGGUGAAAGCAACAGCAUCCAAUGGAAAAGGAAAGGGAGGAGGGGCGCUUUCAUCCACUUGCAAUGCCGCCGGUGAGAUAUUCACAAUUGCUGCUAUCAUCAAUGGCCUUGUUCUUGUGGGGGUUGCUGUUGGCUUUGUGCUCCUGCGAGUUGAAGCGUGGGUGGAGGAGUCUGAGGCAGAGUGAAAGUUGAAUCAGAUAACCAAGUAAUUAAUUAAUAUCCACACUAUAUGUUCCUUCUAUAUUUCAUGCUUCGCCUGUUCUUCUUUUCAUUAUGACUUGUAUAUCUAUUUCUGAACUUUCAUCGUUUUCUUGUUUCCUUCGUAAUUGGAUGAUCUCUCUUCAAUAAUUUAUUGCCUUCAA